Molecule: messenger RNA, 909 nt
Organism: Ipomoea triloba (trilobed morning glory)
Lineage: Eukaryota; Viridiplantae; Streptophyta; Magnoliopsida; Solanales; Convolvulaceae
Product: zinc finger A20 and AN1 domain-containing stress-associated protein 7-like
Exons: 1
Coding region: 128-607 (159 amino acids)
Molecular function (GO): zinc ion binding; DNA binding
Source: RefSeq, a predicted model, not a curated record
UAUACACACAUACUUAAAGCUUCAAUCUUUAAAACAUAAUCCAAAUUUCACUUCCACUAAUCUCCAGCCCAGUUUCCUUCUUUAAUUUCUGAGGGAUCAUCAAAUCGUUUGAUUCGAUUAAGUCAGCAUGGGAUCAGAUGCGAACAAGAUGAAGGGCGGCGGCACGGGCUUCCCGCCGCCGCAGACCGCUCUCUGCGCCAACGGCUGCGGCUUCUCCGGCACGGCGGCGACCAUGGGCCUCUGUGCCAGCUGCUUCCGGGAACUCCGCCUGAAGGAGCGGCAAGCGGCGCUCGCCAAAGCCGCGGUGGAGCAGCUAGCGCUGUACUCGAGACUCCAACCCGAUUCGCCGCCGCCGAGUAAAUCUGCACCGGUUGUCACGGCGGAGCAAAGCCGGAGACAGGCGGCGCCGCCGCCGCCGACCAGGUGUGACGCCUGCAAGAAGAAGGUGAGAGUGAUGGGUUUUGAGUGCAGAUGCGGGCGCACAUUUUGUGGGACCCAUAGGUACCCGGAGAAGCAUGAUUGCACGUUUGACUUCAAAGCCCAAGGAAGAGACGCCAUAGCCAAAGCUAAUCCUUUGGUUAAGGCAGACAAAAUACAAAGGUUCUAAGAUUCCCAAUUGUAUCAAAACUCGGAUCAUACCAUGAUACCAUUUGCAAGUCGAAUGAUGUUUUUGACUAGUUGCCUAAAAUAUAGUUUACAUUGAAUUGUCCUAGUCAAGAUGGAGCCAUGGAGGAGCUAGGAGAAGAGUCUUACUCCAAUUACUCCAUACAUGACAUGAUAAUGAACUCCAAUAAUGUAAUGUAAAAUCCCCAUCAUAUCCAUCAUUGACCACUCUUUACUUGCUUUCAUUCAUCUUUAGCCUUUGGCUUUUCACUUUUGAACCUAAAACGUGAAAAAUGAUGCACUCAA